AAACUUUAAAGCCAUCUGACUCGCACCAGACUCACGGUUAUCAGUUCUCUCUUCCCGUUCUCCUUUUCCUCUUCCAUGUGUUUGGUUCUCUAGAAAAUAUUUGACUUGAUCUUGAGCGAUUCAGCUAUGCCGAACGUUACCGUCUGUGCUAGGUUUCGGCCUCUGAGUUCAAAGGAGAGAAAAGAUCAUGGUGAUAGCGUUUACAUCCACGCCAUUGACGCCGAAAGUUUCAUUCUCAAGGAUGAGAAGGACGAAGAUAUUGCGUUUAGUUUUGAUAGAGUGUUCUACGAGAAAUCUCAACAAGCUGAUAUAUACGAGUUUCUAGCACUGCCAAUUGUUGGAGAUGCUGUCAAGGGAAUAAAUGGCACGAUCAUCACCUAUGGACAGACAGGGGCAGGGAAGACGUACAGCAUGGAGGGACCGAACAUACUAGAAUCUGAUGAACCGAAGAAAGGGUUGCUCCCAAGAGUGGUAGACGGAUUAUUUUCAUGCCUCAGGUCUUCUGAUGAUGCAACCAAGCACACAAUCAAGCUGUCAAUGGUGGAGAUCUACAUGGAGAAAGUCAGGGACCUUUUCGAUUUAUCCAAGGACAAUAUACAGAUUAAGGAGGGUAGAAUGCAAGAAAUAUUGUUAUUUGGAGUUACAGAGAUCUUGCUAUUGGACCCUGCAGAAGCAUUAGAAAGCCUAUCUUGUGGGAUUGCUAAUAGAGCAGUUGGAGAGACCCAAAUGAACAUGAAAAGCAGCAGAAGUCACUGUGUUUACAUGUUCACAGUCCAACAAGAAUCCGCUAAGGAUAGGAGCGUGAGAACUGGAAAGUUAAUUCUUGUGGACCUCGCGGGGUCAGAGAAGGUGGAAAAAACUGGGGCUGAAGGGAGAGUUCUUGAAGAAGCUAAAACUAUCAACAAAUCCCUCUCAGCCUUGGGUAACGUGAUAAAUGCACUAACAUGUGGUUCACUUGGCAAAGCAAACCACAUUCCUUAUCGUGAUUCCAAGCUCACUCGGAUCCUACAAGAUGCUCUUGGAGGGAACUCUCGCACUGCCUUAUUGUGCUGUUGCUCACCAAGCUCCUCGAAUAUAUCAGAAAGCCUGUCCACUCUUCGCUUUGCUGCAAGGGCAAAGCAUAUAAAGGCAGCACCAUGCAUCAACCGCAGUGAAGAGAGAAAUGUUGAGAAGAGUGAAGCUUUUUCUGUACCUAGAAAUGAGUCAUGUGAAAGAAUUCUAAACAAAUUGAGACAGAGGCUGGAUGCCGAAGAUGUUCAGUUACUAGAGGAGUUAUUCAUUCAAGAGGGAGUAUUCCUUGAUCCUAAUUCAACUGAAGGAUUGGAAUCAGCCUAUGACGACAUUAUUUUGCGCACAAUCUCAUCAUUACAAAAAGCAGCUGAAGACCUGAUGUUUACCGUUGAAAAGCUUCGGAGGGAGAACAAAGCUCUCAAGUCUAGAAUUUCAGAUACUGAAAGGUAUAUAGCACUCAAAGCGGCUGGAGAAAAUGCAAAUAAGUUUCCUGAUUCUCUCAGCUUAGGAGUCAUGAUAGGCUUCUUCAUUCUCUUAGCCUUCAUUGUUUAUUUGGUCAAGUUACUCUUUCCUACCAACAAGAUGAGGUGAAAUUCAAAACUGUCUCCUCUUUAGCUAUCCCCUCAGUUCACUACUGUCUAACCUUAUCAAAAUAUACAAAGCCAGAGAACCAAAAAAGGCAAGUUGUAGGUAACAAAUGGAUGUAAACAAUACAUGUUCCUCUCGUAUCAGAAAAUAUACUGUUUUCUUUCUCUCUUUUUGGGUGAAAACUUUGAAUUCUCAAGUUAUAUAGAUGCCCACACUUGGAAGGGAAAUUCAUCUUGCUUGCAAGAAUAGUGCCUCUUGCUUCCAAAACAUCUCAGAAUUCUCAUAUUUCUAAAUUGCCCCUGAUUUUUUUGCCUUUAACCACAAUGAUCCUUAUGAUUUUUCUCAUAAAGAUGUGUCAAUGUA
Molecule: messenger RNA, 1962 nt
Organism: Rubroshorea leprosula
Lineage: Eukaryota; Viridiplantae; Streptophyta; Magnoliopsida; Malvales; Dipterocarpaceae
Source: the annotation of a GenBank genome assembly